UUCCGGAGGAAGGAGGCGGAGCUAACGCCUCAUUUCUGGACCGCGCCGCCAUUCAGACUCUUCAAUGAAAACCGCUAGACGGAGAUGACCUGGCCGUCAUGAAGGGCGCUUCGGUCACAGCGUGCAACAUGACCCUUGCAGCAUGACCUCCGGCGGCCAAAAAUGUUCAUGGUCUCUGGGUACCAUGAAAGAGGUAGCGGCGGGGUCCGGUCCGGUUUUUUGGCCGGUCGGGCGGGGCAGGUGGCGGCACUCACGACUGCCAGAGGAGAGUGGCCUUGGGGCGUGCCGUGCCGAUGCCCGCGCGAGUAGCGUAAAGAAGCGCCACCGGCGGAUAGGGUAUUGUGCGAGCCACGAGCGCGAUGACCUCGCCGCCACAGGAUGCGUGAUAAAGUCUGCCUGCUGCCGGAGGGACUCAUUGUUUGCGCCGCCGCGACGCAGGCACCUUCCCAAUCCCAUCCUCCUGCAAGGAGCAGCGAAACGAGCCAGUCUUCCUAAAACCCAGCGCCGAGUUAGAGGCAUUCUCUACAUACAAACCCACUUGUCAUCAGCGACCUCACACGUCCCGGCAUCCGCUCGUCGCUCCCGUCAAACCAGCGCCGCGCUGUCGGACAGUUUGACCCGCGCUGACACCGGCACGUGCCGCCCCGUCCGGCCCGUCCCGUCCUGACCAAGGCCACCGCCUGUCGCCGGUAUAGCCGCAUAUUAGCGCAUCACAUUGUGCGCCGCGUAAUUGUCUCGCGUGUAGCGUGCCGUCCGUGCCUGGGACGUGUCGGGUCAGUCGCUGCGCCAGCGCCGUCCCCUUCAGACUGUCAGGAUGCUGGCGACCAUGCUGGUGGCGACCGCCCUGCUCUCCCUCUCCGUGGGCCACUGGCUCGGCGGCGGAGAGGCCUCCUGGGGCGGCAACGGCAGAGACUGGGGCUCCGGACGGACCGGCGGCGGCUACUGUCGCGAUCGCCAGGGCUACCUCUACCGCUGCGGAGACACCAGCUGGGGUACCGGCAGCCGAUGGAAUGACUACUACGGCACCGGUGGCUACUACGAGCGGGCCCGCUACGUGGGCCGCGGCCGGGUGCGCUACCGGGGACGAUACGAAGGGGCCGAGCUCAUCUGCGACUUCCGACGAGACGGGCGACUCGGCUACGACGAGAGGAUUGAGAACGUAGUCUGGAAGAAGGUGCGGAACAACUACUACGGCAGCGGCGGCGGCUACUACGGCAACAACGACGGUUACUACGGCAGCAGCUCCAGCGGCAGCGGCAGCGGGGGGUACUACAGCGGCUGCAGCGGCUCCCGGGGCUGCGGCGGCGGCAGCUACCGGGACGUGGACCGCCACUACCCGGGCGGGUACUACCCGAGCGGCGUGGUGGCCGGCUGGGUGACCACCUCCGGGGACGUCAGCACGCUGACCCUCUCCGACCCGCGGCCCUACGACGCCGGCAGGUACCGCUGCUACGCCCAGGUGCGCGGAUGGUCCAGCUACGGCCGAGGCGAUAUGGUCUACAUGGAGGUGGAUUAUCGCGGUAGCGACAACUGGGGCAGCGGCAGCUGGGGUAGCAGUGGCAGCUGGGGUGGUGGCAGCGGCUGGGGUAGCGGAUGGGGUAGCGGCAGCGGUUGGGGCAGCGGCUGGGGAGGCUGGGGGUACCGGCGCAGCGCUCUCUCCAAGACCGAGCCGGAUCGCGUGGUUGACGGAGAUGAAGCGGCGGAGAUCAAGACCGAGUCGUCAGACAAGAAGGAGGCCUAGGGGCGGAGGAUGCGGCCCUCAGCGAGUGUUCACUGCUCUCCAGCAGGCUUGGAGAGCAGAACGACCACUGAAUUGUGCGGACAGACCAAUCAGCCUCGCUGUAAACGGAGGAGGGGAGCUUUGUACUUUUAUAUAGCGGCAUUAAAGAGUGCCUUUGCUGCUGCCUUAAAGUGGCGGAGAGGUAUCGAUUGGUGGGUCAGUCGCCGGUGCUCGAUGGUCAAUUAAUGCUGUAAAUAUCUGCCGUUGGUUUUGUGUUCCGAAAAAGUCGCAGAUGACUUUGUGAGAACAUACGAGAUGCCUGAGGUAGAGGAAUAAAUGCAGUAGAUGAAUAAAAAAUAGCUAAAACGACGUCUUAUGUAUUAUCACAAAAAAUGUCCAAAUACCACAAAACAGCAUGCAGAAAGUGACGAAACGACAAAUCGGGUCAUGUGAUGAAUUAGAAGCGAUAAAAAGCACCGAAAUUUCCAUGCGUGCAGUUUAUGGAAUCGUCAUCGAUUUCCUUUCGGGCACGCUACGCAUGCUUUUUUAUGUAGCAAUUAUGACUAUGAAUACAAACUGCAUGUGACUAA
Amphibalanus amphitrite is the source of this 2310-nucleotide messenger RNA. RefSeq names its product loricrin-like. The transcript is spliced from 3 exons. Bases 815 to 1741 code for a protein of 308 amino acids. NCBI's taxonomy places the organism in Eukaryota, Metazoa, Arthropoda, Thecostraca, Balanomorpha, Balanidae. The record is from RefSeq and is a predicted model, not a curated record.